Messenger RNA from Ostreococcus tauri, 894 nucleotides. Its product is annotated as Protein of unknown function DUF2505. The coding region runs from base 1 to 894 and encodes 297 amino acids. The transcript has a single exon. The record is from RefSeq and is a predicted model, not a curated record. Lineage: Eukaryota; Viridiplantae; Chlorophyta; Mamiellophyceae; Mamiellales; Bathycoccaceae.
AUGACGUACACCAAGAAGAAGUCGAAGCACUUUACGUUUCGGAGCGAUUUACGAUGCGACGCUCGCACGUUCAUCGACGAUAAGGACACGGAUGCGUACAGAGCGUUUCACAUGAAGCGAGUCGGGACGCGAGAGUUGGAGAUUAUGAGCGAUAUAUUGGAUCCAGAGAGCGGCGAGCGGACGAUCGUGAUCAGAACCGUGCCGGGGAUCAAACUUCCAAAGUUGUUGCACGGGUUCGUCCCGAAUGGAAAGGUGGAGUUCAUCGAUACGCGGACGUUUGCGGAUGGAAGCGAACACGAAGUGCCGUUCGCACAGGAUUUUACGACUGUGAAUAACAUCACGAAACACAGUGUAGUGCGAGGGACGAUCACGAUUAGGGCGACGGGGGAGAAUACGUGCGCUGUGGACGUCGUGGGGGAGUGUCAGGUGGCUUUGAGGGGCGUAGGGGGGUUGAUUGAGAACAUUGUAGUGGAUGGGAUUCGAAAGUCGUACGAGUCGUUGCCGGCGAUCGUGGACGAGUGGAUGGAACACAAGAAGACCAUCAUCGAUACAAAUAGAAAGAGUAGUGUGAGCGAAGAGAAGCCGCGGGGUAUGGGGUUCGGGUUUCGGAUUCCGAAGACGGUGAGCGUCGAUUCUUUUCACAGCGCGUGCGAGGACGCGAGGUCGCCAUCGAUCGUUCUGCGUGACGAAGCGAAGGCGAAAGAGAGCGUGCUCGUAAAAUCCAGGCCGCGCGCUAGGACGUUUCUUGUAUGCUGCGUCUCCAAGCCCCAGGUUGGGGACGUCGAGGAGUUCACGGACGCAGAGAAGAACCUGAACCAGUCUUCGGCUCGGAAAUCGUUCGAGCGCACAAAUACCGUGUUUUACUCCUGCCGCGAUCUAUCCGAAUCGUCGUGA